AUGGAGCGAAGAAUGGUAUCCAUGAACUGGGAUCAGUUAGACGACUUGGAUGACGACGAUGAAUUCUAUGAAAGCACCAACCGGAUCUCGGCUGUUGUUCCUCUUGACGUCCCUUUAUCAGAAUUUGAUUACAAUGGAGAAGAUGAUCAAGAAUUUGAUGAUAGUCGUGUAUCUUUCUCCAACAACGUUUCCUGCAAGGAGAUUCAAAACGUCACGGUGGCUGCCGCUGCCGCCUCCUCCCCUCAAUACGAGAUGUGGAUGAUGGCACCGGGUUCCAUCACCGACCGCCGACGGAAGCUUCUCCAAGGAAUGGGGUUAAACAGCAACAAGGACUUUGCUAGGAUAUCUACAACCAAACUUAACAAAGCAAUGACGAAAAGACUGGCUUCCAGACUACCCGCUGCUCAGGCUCAGGCUCCGGCUCCAGCUCAAAAUCAGGAUCAGGCCCAACCUUCCUCCUCAUGUCCUGUAUUGGUAGUUCGUUGUAGAUCAGAUAGCGAUAUAGAUACAAGUUCCUUCAACACGAAACGACGAAAAGAGGAAAUGAUCGGGUCAAUAUCGAAACAUCGCCUGACCAGAACUUCAUCUGAAUUGAUCGCACCAUCGGUUGGAUUAUCAUGCCAGUAUGCCAACGUUCUUAGAGUUUGCACCGAGUUACCCAAGAAGCCUUCUUCAGUUGCUGCCAUAAAAAAGAAAAACGCCCAUCAACCUACCUCCAGUGAACGAUUCGAUUCUUUCUUCUUGAUCAAGAACUUGGAUACUGGGAAGGAAUUCAUAGUUAAAGAGUACAAUGAAGAAGGGGUAUGGAAUAAGGUGAGCGAUCUUCAAACUGGGAAGCAACUCACGAUGGAUGAAUUUGAGAAAACCGUCGGCCAUUCUCCGGUGGUGAAGGAAUUAAUGCGGCGAGCUAGCCGGAAAAGGAACAGCAAUUCCAGCAAACUGGCCUCCACGAACUCGUAUCUCAGCAAGAGCUUUAGAAAUGGCAAGAAAAAAGGGGCUGCGAUAUUAAAGAAUUUAAAAAGUUCAGUGAGUGGAUCGUCGAAAACAGAAAAAGAAAAGGAUAAUAGUAAAACAGGCGGAGGAAACAAAACGUCCACCGACAAGAACUCAACGUCAGAAUGGGUGAAAGCUAGAGCCCAUGGAAAACCCGUUAAGGAAUUCUCAGCAUUGCAUUUAUGUCAAGAAAUACAGGCUCAUGAUGGACCAAUUUGGACGAUGAGAUUUAGCAUUGAUGGUUUGUAUCUGGCAACCGCCGGUGAAGAUAAGGUUAUCCAUGUUUGGGAAGUGCAAGAAUGCGACGUAAUGUCAAUGCGGCCAGCUGGAGAUGAUAAAAGUUCAGGUGUUUCUUCUGAUAACAAACCACCAUUACCGGAUAAUUCAGCCAUGGCGGCCACAGAGAAGAAGAAGAAAGGGAAGAACAGUAAGAAAAAAGGGGAGGUUCCUGAUUAUGCAAAGGUACCGGAAGCUAUGUUUGGGCUGUCGGAAAAACCAGUCUGCACUUUCGAAGGCCACCAAGAAGAUGUCUUGGACCUAUCAUGGUCAAGAUCUCAGCUGCUGCUUUCAUCCUCAAUGGACAAAACUGUAAGGCUAUGGGAUAUCGAAACCAAGAAUUGUUUGAAACAAUUUGCACACAGAGAUUAUGUGACUUGCAUACAGUUCAAUCCAACAGAUGAAGAUUACUUCAUAAGUGGUUCACUUGAUACUAAGAUUAGAUUAUGGAGUAUACCAGGUCGGAAAGUCAUAGACUGGAGUGAUCUUCAUGACAUGAUAACCUCUCUAUCAUACUCUCCUGAUGGACAGGGUGCCAUUGUUGGAUUACACAAAGGGAGCUGCAAAUCAUAUAGUACUAUUGAUUGUAAGCUCGAGGAGAACGAUCAACUUCAAUUGCAUACCAAACCAAAGGCGGAGCCCAAAAAGAUAACGGGUUUUCAGUUUUCUCCGACUAACCCAUCCGAAGUGCUAGUCACUUCAGCGGACUCCCGUAUCAGAAUUCUAGAUGGAUCACACAUCAUCAAUAAACUCAUAGGUUACAAAAAUACUAGCAGCCAAUUCUCAGCUCAAUAUAGUGCAGAUGGGAGGUACAUAAUGUGCGCUAGUGAAGACUCUCAAGUAUACAUUUGGAAGCAUGAAAAACCAAAAAAUGUCGGUGCUGCGAAACCCAAAUCCGUAACAACUACUUCUUAUGAACACUUCCCUUGUACAGAAGUUACGGUCGUGCAACCAUGGCACGGAAGUAGCAAGUUCCAACGGUUAAACAACGAAACACAAUCUAAAGGACACUCAAAAAGGUCUGGUCGACUGGAUCCCACCGUUGAGGACUCAGAACCGCCUUCUGAUGCAAGCGUUGCCGCUAGCGAGUGCGGCGACGCUUCGUCACAGUCGGACAGUGGUCGCCAUGGCAAUAGUAACAAUGUUCAAUCGACAGCGUGGGGAUUGGUGAUUGUGACUGCCGCAGCGGGUGGUGAGAUUAGGGUUUAUCAGAAUGUUGGAUUGCCUGUUAAAGUUGGCCUUCAAACGAAUCUCUUCUAA
Molecule: messenger RNA, 2529 nt
Organism: Cynara cardunculus var. scolymus (artichoke)
Lineage: Eukaryota; Viridiplantae; Streptophyta; Magnoliopsida; Asterales; Asteraceae
Product: WD repeat-containing protein 44-like
Exons: 9
Coding region: 1-2529 (842 amino acids)
Molecular function (GO): protein binding
Source: RefSeq, a predicted model, not a curated record